AUGCCUGGACAAGCUCUUGUAGCGUCUGAGGUUGGUGUUGACGUAGUCGCAGCUGUCGAUCCAAGUGGUCCCAUAUGUGUUCGAUGGGGUUCAAAUCUGGGGAUCUUGUGGGCCAAGCAUUUUGUUGGAGAGACAGGUCCAACAGAGAUACACCCUGAUCCAGUAGCUGCAGAUGGGAGUCGAUCUACACUGUCAAGGCCCCCACCAAAGAAACGGCGAUUACAGGAGAUUUCAAUGGAAAUGCCACCAGACCCGAUGACAAUGAAAAUGCUCCACCUACAGAACUCCAUAGAGAUGAAAGUACUCAAACUGAAGAAAACUAAAACAAAAUUAGAAGAUGGAGAAAUUUUCGGUUUUGAUAGUGUCUGUAGAAGAGAGGGAAAACUGAAAGAUCUGUUCCAGUAUUACACAGGAUUAAAGCUGUUAAGAUAUCUUGCACUCGUUGAUUUUCUUGCACCAAGUGAUGACUGCAUUGCUUACAGGAAAAGUAGGCAUGACAUUAAAAGGCUUGCCCUGAAAGAUUGUCUUUUUCUAUGUUUGUAUAGAUUGCGGCAUAAUUUUGGCCUAAAAGACAUAUCCAUGCAAUUUGGACUUUUAUUGCAAUCUUCGAGUGACAUUUUUAAUGCAUGGAUUGAACAUAUAUAUUUCAAAUUUGGGCAGUUAAUUGUUUGGCCACACAGGGAUAUAAUAAUUAACAAUAUGCCUGCUGAUUACAAAAAGGAAUUUCACACAAGAAUGAUUAUCACUGAUGGCACAGAAAUUACACAAUCUCCUUGUGCUCUGGCUCUACAAAGUCAAAUGUACAGUGACUACAAAUCAAGCACUGCCUUAAAGUGCCUUAUUGGUUGUGAUCCAUGUGUGUCAUUGAUGUUUGUUUCUGAACUGUUUACUGGGUCUGUAUCAGACAAAGAAAUUACAACAAACAGUGGGUUUUUUGAUUUACUGAAAGCUCUACUUCAAAGAGGUUAUUUACUGGAAGGAGAUGCUGGCAUGGCAGACAAAGGAUUCACCAUUGGGAACGAAUUAGAAAAGCUAGGAUUAAAACUAAAUAUACCGCCAUUUGCUUCGUCUGGUUCACAGAUGUCCCCAGGAGAUACAGAACUGACACAAAAAAUUGCAAAACAUCGAAUUCACAUUGAAAGAGUAAUUUCCAAAAUAAAAAACUACAGAAUUGUCUUUCAUACAAUCCCAACUUCGCUCUUCCAAAACAUAAACCAGAUUUGGGCUUUUUGACAUUGUUUCAAGAUACAUUUGUUAGGGAUAAAUGAAAUUGGAAAACAGAAAGAAAGGUUUUUACCUGAUAUGAUAACAGUGAGCCAACGGGUACUUUCCCAAAAGGUGUAUCCACUGUAGGUCCAUCUUCUGAUAAAAUAUAUCCCAGUGGC
Molecule: messenger RNA, 1385 nt
Organism: Gigantopelta aegis
Lineage: Eukaryota; Metazoa; Mollusca; Gastropoda; Neomphalida; Peltospiridae
Exons: 4
Coding region: 1-1233 (410 amino acids)
Source: RefSeq, a predicted model, not a curated record